AUGUUUGCGGUAUUGUACACUUAUGGUAUGAUUGUUAAAAUACAAUGCCCAUCUCAUGCUGGCGACCCUUUCUUUUGUGGCCGACGUGGUAAAUCGUGUGAUGCCCUGAAUGUCCAAUAUAUUGUUGACCGGAGAGGAGUGGUGAGACACAUCGUAAGUGGUAUCCCUGGCGCUACACAUGACAAAACUGCAGCAGAGUGGUGAGCUCAGUUUUUAAUGUAUCUAAACAAUAUGCAGCCUUAUGAUGUAGUAUUGGGAGAUGUAGUUUACAGAGGACUUCAUGCCAACGUCUUAACUCCCUUUAUCGGGAAUAACCUUCAAGCCAAUCAGCAGCAAUAUAAUGAUGAUUAUAGGCGUCUCCGUCAAAUCGUUGAGCGUACCAUUGGCGGAACAGAAUUGAAAUGACGUUUAAAUCAACUCAAAGAAAACCGACUUCUUGCCAAAAAUGAUGUCAUAUUUGCUUCGAAGUGUACCGUAGCCACAGCAGUAUUACAUAACAGAUACACCAAUUUUUUGUGA
Molecule: messenger RNA, 519 nt
Organism: Patella vulgata (common limpet)
Lineage: Eukaryota; Metazoa; Mollusca; Gastropoda; Patellidae
Exons: 1
Source: RefSeq, a predicted model, not a curated record